UCGGCUGACGGCCACGAGCGGCACCGGUAUUUGUGGAGGCUUCUGCGCUGCAAAUUAUGGUGCAAAUUUGGCGCGCGUGGCGCUGCUCCUGGGUCGCCCUGGCGCUGGCCGCGAUGAACCUGGCGGGCUGCUUCCUCCAGAGGGCCGGGGGUGCGGAAGCCCAGUGUGAAGUUUGCCAACAUUUUUUGGGCAGAUUUUACAGUCAUCUAAAAGAAAAGCAUUCAGAUUUCUCUGUGGCUUCUAUAGAGAACGAACUAGUCAAAAGUUGUACGGAGGCAAAAGGAAAAGAAAAUCGCCUGUGCUAUUAUAUCGGAGCCACGAGCGAUGCGGCUACCAAGAUCAUCAGUGAAGUCAGCCGCCCGAUGAGUGCCCAUAUACCCGUGCCUAAAAUCUGUGAGAAGCUGAAGAAAAUAGACAAUCAGAUCUGUGAACUCAAAUUUGAAAGAACCCUUGACUUAACAUCAGUAGACCUCUCGAAGAUGAGAGUGGCGGAGCUGAAGAAGAUCCUGGAUAGCUGGGGAGAAGUGUGUCGAGCAUGCAUUGAAAAAACAGACUUGGUGAACCUGAUUAAAGAGCUGGCCCCAAAACACACAGCUCCAACUUCUAGAACUGACCUCUGAUGGCAUGUGAAUCAAAGGAAGCACAUGGUGACUUACAGCAUUUAAUUAAUUCAUGUAUUUAUUCAAGCACUGUAAUGUGCUCAGAAUGUAGUGGGGUGACCACAGCCUCAUCUGGAUGGUCCAUGAAGGCAGAUCAUUGCAAACAGAUGAAACCACUUGGUUUGUCCUCCAUCUUGGAUAAUGACUUUGGGAUGUGAGCGGGACAAUAAAAAGUAGCAAUAAUUUCCAUGAGGAGAAUGAUCCUGUAACUCGCUGAGGAAGUUGUUGAAGUGCUGAUCAGUGAGGUUCCUGGUAGCCAGGAGUAAGCUGAGCUGACUUCCAAUGCAGCUGGCAGAACUGCUGGGGUUGCCUGGUUGUGGCCUGGGUGCUGCUUCCCAGUUUAGAGCCAGUCAGGUCCUGUGGUGCUGCCAGUGUUGCUCAGUUUAAUUCAGCUUGUUUAAUUCAGCUCAGUUUAAUUCAGCUUGUUCCUACAGAUUUCAAAUUUCAUAUCCCUAAUGUUUUGAUCCCCAAAUCCCAUUUUCACUUGGCUUCUCCUUUUUGCAAAUUGAACCCCUGGUGUUUUAUUUUGGGGUCCUUUUCAUUUUCCUAUCUUUGUUUUUUCCCCCCAUUAAAAUGAUCUUCAUCCUAUAUUCCUCUUACUGAUUUUUUCCAGUAGGAAGUUCAAGUGUGUGACAGUCAGUGCUGAAUAAAGCCAUUACAAAAUGUGCACAAUUGUAGCAAGUGUACAAAUGAUCAUACAUGGUAUUUUCUAUCAGUCCCUAAAUUUCUGUUUUGGUGUAAAGUGGAGAUCCUUUCAAUCAAUUUGUUAACCACUUGGAGCAAACAAUGUUUGGGAAAGCAA
Messenger RNA from Sphaerodactylus townsendi, 1461 nucleotides. RefSeq names its product cerebral dopamine neurotrophic factor (gene CDNF). The record is from RefSeq and is a predicted model, not a curated record. Gene Ontology annotation, cellular component: endoplasmic reticulum. Lineage: Eukaryota; Metazoa; Chordata; Lepidosauria; Squamata; Sphaerodactylidae. The transcript is spliced from 4 exons. The coding region runs from base 57 to 620 and encodes 187 amino acids. Gene Ontology annotation, biological process: dopaminergic neuron differentiation; neuron projection development.